CCAUUGUUCGACAAGGUGUCUAAUGACAUCAUGGGCAAAACAGCCCAGAAAGACAAAAAAGAUGUUACACAAGAGAAGCCGAGGGGUACCAGCGAUGUCCCUACUCCUCUCCAGACUACAAACAGUGAACCAUUCAACUGGGAGGAUUACUUAAAGACGACUACCUCUGUGCCAGCACCCCCCAACUGUUUUAGACAGUCCAGGAUUGCUCCUCCGAAUGAUUUCAACGUGGGUAUGAAAGUGGAGACAUACGAUCCUCGGAACGCUUCCUCCGUAUGUAUCGCCACUGUGAUGGGGCUGAUGGGAGCACGACUGCGUCUGCGGUUGGAUGGCAGCGACAGCACCAAUGACUUCUGGCGGCUGGUCGACUCUUCAGAUAUUCAGCCAGUUGGCACGUGUGAGAAGAGUGGAGACAUGCUGCAGCCACCACUAGGUUUCAGAAUGAAUGCGUCAUCCUGGCCUAUGUUCCUCUUAAGAACCUUAAAUGGAGCGGAAAUAGCACCGGCCUCCGCAUUUAAAAAGGAGCCACUCAAGCCGUUGCAAAACCAGUUCAAAGUGGGCAUGAAGCUGGAAGCCGUGGACAGAAAGAACCCGAGCCUGAUCUGCCCCGCCACCGUCGGACAGGUGCGUGGAGAUGAGAUUUUCAUCAUGUUCGAUGGCUGGCGUGGAGCAUUCGACUACUGGUGCAAGUACUUCUCCAGGGACAUCUUCCCCAUCGGCUGGUGUCACCUGACCAGCCACAGCCUCCAGCCACCUGGUACCAGCUUCACUCUACCCAAGAACCCGAUUCCUUCGCCCCGUUCCCGAUCGUGGCGACGCUCCAUGCAAUCCUCGUACCAGCUUCCUCACCCGCUGCCCCCGCUGCCCGUCAGAAAGGGCGUGCGGGGCCGCCGGCCCAAGAGCCAGACCAUCGCCAUGCUCAAGGCCAUACAGAACGGCCAAACGCAAUUGCAAAGCAGCCUACACAAGAGCAUGGAGUCUGAACACCCGGAGCCCCGGCUGCACAAAAAGAGAGGUCCCAAACCCGGCAGCAAGAGAAAAGCAAGAGUUCUUCCUGCUCUGUCCAGUCCGUCUCUGUCCUCGUCAGUCUCAGACGGCCGACUCUCCAGUCUUCAAAUGACCAAAGAUUCUGGGUUGCUGUCCACAGUGUGUGUAUAUGUGAACAAGCAUGGCGAGUGUGGGCCGCAUCUGGACCGAAAGCUGAUGCUGCAGCUGCCGGAUCAUUUCGGACCAGGCCCGGUGAACACGGUGCUGCAGCACGCAGUGCAAGCAUGCGUGGAUUGCGCGUACCAGCCCAAAACUCUCUUUAGCUUCCUGCAGUCCCAGUCAGAUGGCGGAGAGAUCAUCCGAGUUCGCUCUGAUGGAGGGAUCCACUAUGUUAAGUUGCCUCGAGCCUCCAGUGCUUCAUUUGUCCUGCGCUUCCUUGAGACUCUGUGUCACCAUUUGCAGUCGGACAACCUGUUCAGCAGCCAGCCGUUCAGUCCAUUAACCGCCAGCACACACAGCGCCUACGAGAGGAGUAAGUCAGUGAAGGAAGAGACGUCGGAAGCAUUAUCUAUAGUGCGAGGUAGCAGACGCUUCACCAGAGACUCCUCCACAUAUAGCACUCCAACUCCUACGAAUCCACCGAGAACAGACACACACUCUUCAGAAGGAGAAACCAUCCCCUCAGAAAACGGAGUCUCUGCUGAGCAGCAUUUCUCAGAGGAGCCCAUGGAUACUAGUUCCGCUCCAUCUCGACCUCCUGCAGUGCGCAACUCAACCGAGCAUCGCAGUCCAGCUGGGAACAGCCCACACUACUCUCCCCAACAACCCCCUCUGCGUCGGGUCGCCUCCAACCCGUCUGAGCUGACCACCACGCGCAUGCUUAGACGAGUGGAAGGUACGCUAUCUGCCAGCUCUACCACUGGUCCAGAUCACCAGGCAGUUGAGCGAGAGACAUCCAACAGGAGCCCGUCCUCAUGGAGCAUAGAGGAAGUGAUGCAGUUUGUGCGGGACGCAGACCCUCAGGCCUUAGGACCGCACGCUGAACUCUUCAGGAAGCACGAGAUCGACGGCAAGGCUUUGCUGCUGCUGAGAAGUGACAUGAUCAUGAAGUACAUGGGCCUAAAGUUGGGUCCUGCUCUCAAACUGUGCCAUCAUAUUGAAAAACUGAAACAAGGCAAACAGUAGCUUCACUCGAGCAUCGGGUCGCAUGCAGCCUUCAGUGGAGCACGUAAAGUCCCCUUGCAAUUAAAACCGGACGAGGACCCAAAGAUGGAUUUGCUUGCAGUUAAUGUUAAACACCAAAUCCUUGUAAUGGAAAAAGUUGAGCUUAUUUGAAGCGUGAUCAUUGUUAAAACAAGCUGAAAACAAUGCGAACAGUCAUGCACGCUAGAGACAGACGUGUCUUCAAAGAGCCUUUUAGACAGCAGAGGGGCAAAAUGCUCUUCUCAAUUAUACUAAUUUUAUAUAGGGAUCAUCUUAGACAGAAAUGCGGGUUAAAUACUGCCACUAGCGACCUCAAACGACUCCUUUUGUGAGAUGAAACAAUGCAGGAACUAUUCAGCAGCUGGACUAAGCUGAACCCCAAAGGAUUACUACGUCUCUGUGAUAGAAGAACCAUGUUUAAACUGUAAGCCCACCUCCAUACACACACACACACACACAUACACACACACAUGCAAGCACACACAACUUUAAUAGUGAUUUAAAGCAAAGAAGAAGAAGGGAAGAAAAAGAAAAAACGAUGCACAGAACGUAAUAACCCAUCAUGUAUUAUUUGGUAGAGAGAUUUACAUGCUCUUUUUUUAUUGUGAACAAAUUUCUGUAACUUCAAACAGAGCUGUUAUAAAACAAUCGCUAAUACCGUUUACUAUGAUUAUACUGUAUUUAAACACAUUUCAUAAUGUUCAAUCAGGAAACAUUUUAUUAAGACACAUCAUCCUACACCAAAAUAUGAAAGGCAGCUAUCCAUUUUUCAUUAUUGAUUGUAAAAUAAAAUAUCGUUUUUAAGUCGAGGGUGUUAGAACAAAUCAGUUUAAAUACACUAGAACAACUGCUUCUCCUCUUUUAAUUUAUUGCUCCUCAGGAUGCCAGGGUUUUUGCUUUUUGCGUAUGUAUCCAGUUUUAAAGUCGUGCCAUCUGUCUGCAGUGAUUUAGAAUUUUUUUUCUUUUAAUGAUUCUUAUUUAUAUGAUUUAGAUAGUGUUCUAUACAGGUUAAAGUUUACAAAAAAGUUUCUAAAGACGUCUGUUGUUUUAUUUGAAGUCACAGACAACUUGGAGAUUUUGGCAAACAUCAAACCUUUUUUUUUAUAGCUAAAAUACCACUCGUUAAAAUUAAAACAAAUAAAGUAAUUCAUUAAUAUAAGAUGAUCCCAGGCUGUGAAUUUAUCAGCAGAGAAAAUAUCUGCACAAAUACGCACAUUGUUGCUGGGGUUAAAUUAUCUUUUGCUACCACACAGAACCACUAAACUGUAAAUCCAUAUAAUGGGCUCCAUUUACUAAUCUCAGACUUUUCAUGCUAAGUGAUCUCUUUUUUUUUUUUUUUUUUUUUUCAUCACGGUUUCUCAUUUUUGUCUCUUGGUGCUGUUUCAAUCUUAAUAAGCACAAUGCUGCAUUUUGUAUGGAAAAAAAUGUAUACUUUUAUAUGUGUAUGUGUUAGUUCUUAGGGCAUCCCUACAUUUCUUUUUUUAAUUCUCAGGUUUUCAUUUAUUUUGUAUACUUUUACUUUUAAUAGCUUACAUUGUGUGCUAUUAAUUUUUUUUUAAGGUUGCAUUUCUUUCAUAUUUUUCACUGGAACAAAACUUGAAAGAGGCUUUAUGUUUGACCUCAUUUAAAAUAUAGCCAUUUCCAGUACAACUUUUAAAAUAAAAUUUCAAAACAAUAUUAUGCCAUGUUUUGCUUCUUGAAAAACUUUUACUGUUACAGGUAUUG
This is a messenger RNA of Clarias gariepinus (North African catfish), 3915 nucleotides long. It is a transcript of the gene scml2, whose product is annotated as Scm polycomb group protein like 2. Gene Ontology annotation, molecular function: protein binding. The record is from RefSeq and is a predicted model, not a curated record. Gene Ontology annotation, cellular component: nucleus. Lineage: Eukaryota; Metazoa; Chordata; Actinopteri; Siluriformes; Clariidae. The transcript is spliced from 14 exons. Gene Ontology annotation, biological process: regulation of DNA-templated transcription. Bases 31 to 2172 code for a protein of 713 amino acids.